CAAAACUCUACGGGAAACCCUGCAGUGCUUGCAUUAUCAGAAUUAUCAGCUGUCUUUAUUUCAUAUCGCAAAAUCCAUUAGAAUUUUAGUUUACUAGGGAUAGUGUAGGCUAGAGGUUUUAGUUAAGUGCUUAUUGAUUGAGCAAUUUGAAAAGUAUUAUUAGUUUUUAAAUUACUAAAGUAUCAUUACGCGAAAAAAUCUAAUAUUGGACUUUCUACACUUGUUUGUGACCUUUUUUGCAAUUGAGAAAUAUGGAGAGAAUAAUAUUAAAAAACGCACCUUCAUAUUGGAUUGAAGAUUAUAACGUAUCAAGCCAAUACCCUCUUACUAACUAUAAUUCACCUGAAUACAAGGAAAUUUUUGGAGAGGUGAUUAUGGCUACAGGUCUGAGGAAUUAUACUCGUAUUGAUAGAAAUCAAAAUAUUUACGAUUUGGGCCAGUUUUUCAUUAGAGAACAGCUUAAAAUCGCUUUAUGUAAUGGCUCCAAAACCUUUUACAGAGUAAGACGAUUUAUGAAAAUAAAAAAAAUGUAUCUACCCGUUGCUCUGCAAUUUAAUGCCGAUUAUAGAAGAUGUGGCUUGCCAAACCAGACAUUCAAAAGUAAACUUCAAAAUCUGGCACCAGAUGAAAUCAUUUUAGUUGUGCAAAUUAAUACAGAUUCGCCAACCAAUGAUAACAUUACCCCAGAUAAUAGCUCUGAUUAUUUUAUAGAAUAUAUAGUGUAUCCUCAUUAAAUCAUCCAUAUACAUAUAUGUUCUCUAAGUUCUGUUAGACUAAUCAAUACGUGUUAUCUGUUGUGUUGUUUAAAAACUACUGUAUCAUUUAUAUUUACUUACUGUAUCAUUUAUUUUUAAUAAUAACAUUUUUUAAAUUA
Messenger RNA from Diabrotica virgifera virgifera (western corn rootworm), 874 nucleotides. RefSeq lists its product as uncharacterized. The transcript is spliced from 3 exons. Lineage: Eukaryota; Metazoa; Arthropoda; Insecta; Coleoptera; Chrysomelidae. The record is from RefSeq and is a predicted model, not a curated record. The coding region runs from base 252 to 734 and encodes 160 amino acids.